Messenger RNA from Plasmodium adleri (nom. inval.), 1278 nucleotides. Its product is annotated as parasitophorous vacuolar protein 1. The record is from RefSeq and is a predicted model, not a curated record. NCBI's taxonomy places the organism in Eukaryota, Apicomplexa, Aconoidasida, Haemosporida, Plasmodiidae. The transcript has a single exon. Bases 1 to 1278 code for a protein of 425 amino acids.
AUGAUUAAGAAAGUUUUAUGUAUCUUUUUAAUUUUGUUUUAUUUGUCAUCUUCGAUAUAUGGAGAUGUAGUUGCCCCAAAAAGUUCUGAAGCUGUUCAUACGUUGACAGCAAAAUUAGAUACAGAAAAUGUAGGUCAUCAGAAAUAUGUAGAUAUAAUAAAUGAAGUUUUUUCCGAGAAUAUGGAUAAUUUUAUAUUUUCAAUAACAACAAGUAAUGGAUUUACAUGUUCAAUAAAUAAAUUUGAUGUUAUAUUUGAUAAUAAGGUAUCAGGUAUGCAAAAGGUAUUUUCUGAUGAAAAUGUACAAUUUAUUAAAGAAGCUUCUCUUGAAUUUAAAAAUAAUUUAUUAGAAUAUAUGAAAAAGGUUAUGCCAUCUGAACAUGAAUUUUCUAAUUUUAGAAGAGAUUUUCAAAAGGUAUGUGUAAAAUAUUUUUCUGAAUUAAGAAGAAAAUUUUUCCAAAUAUAUAGAGAUACAAAUAAUAAAAAUCAAAAUGAAAAUAAUUUUAAUGAUGAUCAUCAUAUGAAUAUUGAAGAAAUGAGUGAACAAUUUUUUUCUGAUUUUAAUCCAUUUGGAUCAAUGAAAAUAAAAAAAGAACAAAAUCCAGAUUUGUCACAAAAGGAUAGUAUAAUAUUAAAUGAAAAUAAUAAUAUUGUUCCUAUGGAAAAUCAAUCUUUUUCUUAUUCUCAACAAACUUCACACAUUUUAAGUUUUGAUGGACAAAAUGAAAACAUAGAACAACAAGAACAACAUUUUGGAGAUAAUAUACAACAAGAUAAAGAUCAAUUAAAUGACUUACCAUUUAAUAAAGAUAAAGUUUAUUCAACCUUCUUAAAAAAUGUAACUCUUCUAAUUGAAGGAAAUUGUACAGAAGCUCAAAAAGAAGAAGAACAAAAAAAAGAAGAACAAAAAAAAGAAGAACAAAAAGUUGAAGAAAAUAUGGAUGCACAAAAAAAACAAAAGGCUAAUGCCUUCACAAUUCAGUUCUCAAGUAGUCUAAGUAGAAAACAUAUAUCUACAACAUGUAAUGCUUCAGCUGGUAAUGUUUUUUUAAGAAAAGGAAACAAACCAUUUGAACACUUCAACAAUCCUAAUUUAGAAAAUAUGAUGAAAGGAGUUUUGGGUUUUAUGCAAAAUCCUUUUGAAAAUGAUCAAAACGAUUUACCAUUUUUUAAAAAUUUUAAUUCCAUAUCUGGAAUUGGUAAUAUUGAUAUACCCAGAAAUUUUAUGAAUGAUUUUUUCAACAAUACAAAUGCUCAAAACACACCAAUAUCGAAUUGA